Molecule: messenger RNA, 1959 nt
Organism: Trematosphaeria pertusa
Lineage: Eukaryota; Fungi; Ascomycota; Dothideomycetes; Pleosporales; Trematosphaeriaceae
Exons: 1
Coding region: 150-1763 (537 amino acids)
Source: RefSeq, a predicted model, not a curated record
GCGUUUCACAGUCGUUCUUCUGGCCUCUCGCAGGCUGACGACGAGGAUUGCAAGGCGAGAAGACACGAGAAACGCAAAUUCCUCGUUCCCCGACCGGACCUCGCCAUUCCUGCAUUCCUGCAUGGCCGGCUCCCACGCCUGCGGGUCUAAUGCAUCACGUUAAGAGCUCCGAGGCUCCGCUCGAGCUGCAACACCCGCCUCCAGCACCUCAUGCUUCUCAUGCGACCCUGAUCUCAUUGCGAGAUCGCAGAACCUCGCUGCAUCCACUGAAGCAGAAUCCGCCUUCAAUAUUGGAGGACAUCGCAACUUUCGACGACAUCGAUAUCCAUGAUCCAAUCAGACCGCCGCCUUCCGCAUUGACUUCGACGGCUGCGACUGCAUACGACCCACACGGCCAGUCGCCCUCUCCACUCGAGGAUUACGCACCCUCAGCUCGUUUCGGUCACCAGCGAUCCCUGACAGGCACCUUCUUCGACAACUGCCAGCCGCUCAUCAACCGCGCAACAUCUACACUACAGCAGCAUACUUCACGAGCAUCACUCCACUCGCCGACCAAGUCGCUGGCCAGCUUCAUUCCCUCCAGGACCGUCAUCGAGUCGACUGCUAGCCAGCCAAAAUUCAGAGCCGGCGCGAAAGCGAUCCACAACUGGUUCAACGGGGCGAGUUCGCCAGUCAAUCUGGGCCUAGCGAGGGAAGAGUCUGACGACGAUUACGAUUCUGAGGAGGACGAGGAAGAGGAGGGCAACAUGAUGGCCGGCAUCUUCAACCGCGGGUCAGCAUUGACACGCUCAUCCGCAGAGACGCCCAAGCAGACGCAGACUGUAGCUCAAAGGCCACAGAUCCAAUCGGCCGCCAGUAGUAGAUUCGCAUGGCUCCUGUCGACACAAAAGAACGCCGCACUCCCUCCUUCCGUCCCAUCUCCGACCUACCACAACCCCUCAGACGAACUGCUCGAUCUCAACAUCUCGCAAGCCCUCUUCCCGCAUGGGCCGAUUGAUCCCCUAGCCCCGUCCUCCUUCAACGACCUCCUAUCAAACGCCGAAUCGCUCCUCUCCCGCUACCAGACAUCCUACCGCCAGCUCUCCACCGCUCUCGUAGACGCCCGAGCCGAACAAAGUGCACAAGAUGAUGAGCUUGACGAAGCAGAUACACGGAUUAGGCAUCUGAAGUCGCAGCUAGAGACAAUGGCUUCGCGGGCUAGCGAGCAGGACGAACAAAUGCGGAGACUAAUGGAGGAGCUCAUGUUCGAGCGACGGGCUAGACUAGAGGAGGAAGCUGCGCGGAAGAGGAGCCUUUCGUUAGUGAAGGGCAGAGCCGGUCUUGAGCACGGUAAAUAUCAGGACACGCAGAGCCCAAGGCGGCGGAACCGGAUAUCGAACUCCGACGUCAGCGUCGAUUCUGGAUUCGAAUCGGAGUGCGAUACGGAUGUUGCCAGUAUCUUCUCGAGGACGAAUUGCUUGAGUCCCACAGGGACUGACUUGUCCUCCACGGUCGAGACGGAUGAUCGCGACACCACACCUAAAGGCAAGAAGCCACAGCCCCUACAACGGAGAAGUACAUACGACAAGGUUCGAGACGGCACAGUUAACCUCGAGAAAGGCGGUUGGGGUUGCACAAAUUGCGAAGGGGGUUCGCAAUCCUCAGUAUGGGGCCGUUUGGCAAGGGAGCGAGAAGAGAAUAGCACGCUGAGGAGACGAGUCACGGAACUGGAAGACGCUGUCGAAGGGGCGCUUAAUGUAGUCGACGGCCCAUGGGGGGUGUAAGGGUGGCCUUUAUCUUAUGCAUACUUCCGGAAGAACAGGUUUUAUGAUGAGGCGGCUUUCAGCCAAGUUGGAGGCAUCAUUGGCAUCUAUCGUCAGCAAAUUGGAGAGACACUGUUAGCGCAGAACGUUCGGAUCUAGCAUCCAUGACACAUGACAUCAUUCAACGAUAAGCAUUUGGACUACUCACAAACGCGAG